AUGGUUACUGAUGAUGGAUUAUGGGCAUCUCUAGGCCCUCCUAUGAUGGCUACAGAGAGGGUGCCAGGCUCCCCUGUGUGUACCCUUUCCAAACUCUCACUACUAGAUAAACUCUCACUACUAGACUUACCUAAUGUCAGCCAGGAACAACCUCCCUCCCUAAUAUCAGCAGAUGGAGGAGACUCAAACCAGAGCUCAGAUGAGAAGCCUCAGAGACUGCCUUUUGGAGGACUUCCACCUAAGCCCCCUCCUGGUAAUAGAAGCCAGGAUUAUGGGCCUCAGCAGAGACCACCCCUACAAGAAGGCAUCAAGCCUCAAGGUCCCCCACCUCCCCCAGGAAAGUCACAAGGACCACCCCCACCUCCUCAAGGGGGAAGACCACCCAGAUCUCUCCAGGCACCACCUCCCCAGGGACCGCCUCCACCUUCUAAGGGGGAAGACCACCCAGAGCUCUCCAGGGACUGCCUCCCCAGGGACCACCUCCCCAGGGACUGCCUCCUCAGUGACCACCUCCCCAGGGACCACCUCCACCUCCUCAAGGGGGAAGACCACCCAGAGCUCUCCAGGGACUGCCUCCCCAGGGACCACCUCCCCAGGGACCACCUCCACCUCCUCAAAGGGGAAGGCCACCCAGAUCUCUCCUGGGACCACCUUCACCUCCUCAAGGGGGAAGACCAUCCAGAUCUCUCCAGGGACCACCUCCCCAGGGACCACCUCCCUAGGGAUCAUCUCCCCAGGGACCACCUCCACCUCCUCAAGGGGGAAGACCAUCCAUAUCUCUCCAGGACCGCCUCCACAGGGACCACCUCCCCAGGGACCACCUCCAUCUUCUCAAGGGGGAAGACCACCCAGAUCUCUCCAGGGACUGCCUCCCCAGGGACCACCUCCCCAGUGAUCUGGGCUUCAAUGACAAGAGGUGAAUAAGAAGAUAUCCGUUAUUCAAAUAAUUCAAUUGCAUCAAAUGCCAUGGCAUUGGAACGACGUCAUCAUAACUUUACCUUUAAUAUACCAAUAAAAUAAUCAGC
Molecule: messenger RNA, 1025 nt
Organism: Callithrix jacchus (white-tufted-ear marmoset)
Lineage: Eukaryota; Metazoa; Chordata; Mammalia; Primates; Cebidae
Source: RefSeq, a predicted model, not a curated record